Molecule: messenger RNA, 8569 nt
Organism: Trachymyrmex cornetzi
Lineage: Eukaryota; Metazoa; Arthropoda; Insecta; Hymenoptera; Formicidae
Gene: Nuak1
Product: Nuak family kinase 1
Exons: 15
Coding region: 423-8537 (2704 amino acids)
Biological process (GO): protein phosphorylation; microtubule cytoskeleton organization; intracellular signal transduction
Cellular component (GO): cytoplasm
Molecular function (GO): tau-protein kinase activity; ATP binding
Source: RefSeq, a predicted model, not a curated record
CGCCCGUUCCUGGCGUUUCGGUCGCACACGUCCAAAAUUAGUAAAUAAAGACGAGAUGGCAGCGUUCGAGCCGUGCGCCGUGCCGUCGUCGUCGUCCUCGCCGUCGUCCUUCUCCUCGAUCUCUCGCGGAGAGUGUUCGACAAAAUGAAGUGGAAACACGCCACGCGUCUCGUGGUUAUCCAGAAAAGCUCACGAAAUUCAACCGCGUGACUGGCGAAUGACAAAGGCUCGUUCCAAAAGUGUAUGCGUGAGAAAUUAUAGUGCGGUUUCGCUCACUGGUGGACGGUGCUUCUCGAGGAUUGCGAAGACGGACGGACGGACAGACGCGGAUGAAAGGGGAAAGAGAAAGAACGAGAGAGGACGAGAGAGAGAGGGAAUAAUUCGCGCUCCAGAGUUCACACCGUAAGAUAAACGCAGACAAGAUGGUUGUCGGAGAAGCAAGUAUACAUAAUAUAAUGGGUGGAAUGGAGAGCACGGGUGGAGUGCGUCUUCAUAAUCACAAACGGAAGCUGAAGCAAAGGUUUGACAUCAUAAAGAAAUUAGGGCAGGGCACCUAUGGUAAGGUGCAGUUAGGAAUAAACAAGGAAACUGGCCAAGAAGUGGCGAUAAAGACAAUUAAAAAAUGCAAAAUAGAAACAGAGGCUGAUCUCAUCAGAAUACGAAGGGAAAUACAGAUCAUGUCGAGCGUUCAACAUCCAAAUAUUAUUCAUAUUUACGAAGUAUUCGAAAACAGAGAGAAAAUGGUACUGGUGAUGGAGUAUGCAGCCGGAGGAGAAUUAUACGAUUAUCUAAGCGAGCGCAAAGUUUUGAGCGAACACGAGGCCCGCAGAAUAUUCCGACAGAUAGCCACCGCUGUUUUCUAUUGCCAUAAACAUAAAAUCUGUCACAGAGACUUGAAGCUUGAGAACAUUUUAUUAGACCAAGUUGGAAACGCCAAGAUAGCCGACUUUGGUCUUUCGAACGUGUUUGACGAGCAGCGAUUAUUAAACACGUUUUGCGGCAGUCCGUUAUACGCGAGUCCAGAGAUAGUGAAAGGAACUCCUUAUCAUGGACCAGAAGUGGAUUGCUGGAGUCUAGGUGUUCUACUGUAUACAUUGGUUUACGGUGCUAUGCCCUUUGAUGGGUCUAACUUCAAACGACUAGUCAAGCAGAUCUCACAAUCUGAUUAUUUUGAGCCUAAAAAAUCAUCCCCCGCUUCGCCGCUUAUAAAGGAGAUGCUCACGGUGUGUCCCAGUAGACGUGCCGAUAUCGAGAGAAUCUGCACUCACUGGUGGGUGAAUGAAGGCUAUGAACAGAAUUGUCUCGAUAUCGCAGAGGAUUUAGCGGCUCAGACUCCAGUUCGAUUGGAUCUAUUGCUCUCUCUAGUGCCACAGUCGGCCAGCGCCGAGAAAUUGCUAGUAGGGGGCGAUCAGCAAGCAGGCGGAGAUGUCGCGAAUAAUAUGUCUUCCGAUACGUUGGUACCUACUAGGUGUCAUUCAGUUGGUAGUUUAAUGGAGCUCGAUCAGAAUAACUCCGACAGGAGAAUAAGAGAGUUGUUCGAGGAGGAGCCGAGGUCUUUCGCGGCUGGAGACGCUAAGAGAAAGCUGGAGACAACACCGUCGAUGGAUGAAACGACUGCGGCGGGCGUAAAGAGGAAAGAGAGGUCUAGAAGGAAAGAAAAGUCAGACGAGAGAGAGCCUAGGACGUACAGAUCUUCAUCUAGACAUCACUCAGCUCCAAUUCCAAAUUCUAUAUCGGAGGAGGCGAUGGAGGUGGAACCGACAGCCAUUGUAACUGUUCCUAUGAGUAAGACUGUUGAUUUUGAGAAAAUAGAAGCAGCUUGUCUAGAGCUGAUUGAAGAAUCAAAAGAAAGAUCGCCAAGUAAAGAAAGAAGUAAGACUCCGUUGAUAAGCGAAUAUCAACAGUCACGCGAGCCAAUGUCUAUCGAGGGCGCUCAGAUUUGUGAAAUUAAUCAAAAGGCUAGCAAUGAGCAAGAUAAAGCGCAACAAAAGCGUACAAAGUCUCCUAAUAAGAGUUUAUACGAAGACGUGGAAAAAACUGCUUCAGAAAAUAUGAAUAAGAUAACAAAUGAAAUAGCAUUCAAAAAGUCAGAUAAUCUGGAAUCAAAAGUGCCAAAUAAAAGCGACACGAGUGUUACAAACGAAACGUCGCAAGAUAUACAGCAAUUCGAACCAACGGAGAACGAGUUCAAAAAGCUAAAAGAAAAAGCGCUUUCUUUAGACUCCGAACUAUCGAAUGAAGUGGCAAACGUUCCAUCUGUUAAGCCCGUUGAGAGACGACGCUCCAAAAUAUUCGAAACGGCUGAAAAAUUCAAUCAACUGUCAUCUACUGCGGAAAACGAGAAACCUAAAAAGAUAUUUAUUCCCGGUGUUAACGUAGGAGGUGCAAAACGAGCUUUCGAAAGAAAGGCCAGUCUUACCGCAAUCACGCCACCCCCUACAAAAGUCAGCGCGUCUAAAGUUAUUAUCGAUGUGCCAACCACUAAGACAGGCGAGAAGGAUGAGCAGAAGCAGACACUGGGGAAUCAAGAGAUCAUUGCCACCGAGGAUAAAUUAAAUAAGCGAGAUGAAGCGAAAAAACGCGCUAUCGAUAUCAUUAGUGGCGCGAUCGGUAAGCCUCCAAUGCAGAAGAAGUUGAACGGCUCGCCACCGAGUUCAGUAUCGCCUCAGAGCCCAAACUCCAAGAAACUCGGACUGAAGGUACAGAUUGCACCGAAUGACGUGCGAUCUGCUACGGUGUCUGUCUCCACGCCAAUUGAAACAAAAUUUGACCUUGAUGUUAAGUCAACGGCACCAAAAGCAACUACGACUAGUAUAUCUGACAGUACAACUGAUAUCGAAACUUCGCAAUUGGAUGAACCAAAGAUAUCUAGUAAAAUGGAAAUAACAUUAAAGAGUGCAACGUUGCCCAGACGAAAAACAAGCAAAGCUGAAAUUACAUUGUCCGGGGUCAGGUCGCCAGAAACUGUAGCGUUCAAGUCCGAAGUAGAAGCUAAGAUUGAUGCUUUCCAGCCGCAGAAACUGCGUACACAGAGAUCAGAGGUGGCGUUCCCGGUUGCCGCGGCGGUGCCUCAUGCAAACAGAAGUUCAAGUUUAGAACCAGAAGAUAGACCUAAGGCUACACCGCCGAAAGAAAGAAUUAUACCUAUUCAGGUAGAGACAGGACAUGAACGUACGCAGCAUUCAUCCACACCACCGCCUAAAGCGUCAAUGUCCCAGAGAUCAAUGUCUCAACAAUCGAAUUCUUUGUCUCGCCAAUCGACUGCCGAUUCAGACACGGACAGCGCUCUCGGGCCAACUGUGGGAUCGGAACCAAUCAAAAAGAGUCCUAGAGAGUACAUAAUUCCUAUCGCGGUAGAGGGUGGCGGUUAUGUUACUCCCAGAUCGGGUAGUCUGGAGCCGGAGAGUAAGACUGGUACACCGACAAGUACGAAUCCCUCGAGAUCCCGAUUCGGUAGGCCAAGAAGAAUGAGCUCUCUAUUAUCGGAUGCUAGCGAAGAUGAGUCUCCUUUCUCUCCAUUGCAUGGAGAGGAUUUGUUGCAAAGACAUAUGCAUCGAUUGAGAAGUUCGCGACCAUCCAGGCAACCUUCCGAGCACGCCGACAGCUUGUCAUCUGGCGAGGACGACGAUGAUGACGGUUUCGAGUUAUUGACUGCCGAAAACUUGUUCUCUACGUUAUUAUCUAGAGUACGAAGUCUGACGCAGCGACUCAAUGUUGAUGAUAAUCGAUCUGGCAGUUUUCCAAGUAGUAGACUGUUCGCUAGCUUAUUUAGUCAAGAUGCUGAAAGUGAUGUUUUGUCGUUUUCUUGUGCAUGCAGGCGGCUCUCGGAAUCACAAUUUAAACAUUCUCUGAAUCGCGAUGCGGAUAUAUUUUCAAAGAGAGACACCGCCAGUACUUCCAAUCCCGGAACUCCAAAUAGUCCUGGAUCGCACAACACAUCUUCCAGAGAAAAUGUCUUCGAAAUCGGAAACAACACCUUGCCAAGAGAUAAAGUAGAGGUACACGAAGAAGACGUUAAAGCAGAAACAGCGGCACAAAUUAGAAGGGAGUCGCAAGAAACUCUGGAGCAGAAUUUCACUCCCAGCUUAGCACGCAGAUUGAGUAGACAAUUUAUUGAACAAACCCGACAGUCUGUACCGCGUUCACCAUCCUCCUCACGCGACAGUAACAGAUAUUAUCAGUCGCCGACGAGGGAUUUUGCGCAGAGUCUGGUAGGCCUGAGCGAAAUCGCGAAACGAUAUUCCACGUCCACGACUUCUGAUCGGACCGAAUAUAGAGGUAGAUCGCUCGAUCGAGGUAUUAGGAGAACCAACAGCUUGCUAGAGCCGUGCAAGUAUGAUAAAUCGGAACGGCAUUCACCGCGAAGAAGCAUCAGCCUGUUCGACGACGACGACGACGACGACUGCGAUAACAAGCUGUUGCCGCCUCUACCGAAACACAUAAUGACGCUGGGUCGCAAGUACAAGGAUUCAAUUAGAUCGAGUGUCAUUGGUAACGCGAGACGAGAUAGCUUUCACGGUUACAGAACAGACAAGAUCCAGGAAGAGCCAGGCGAUGACACAUACUUGUCCGUUUGCAAAGAGGAAAUUGAUAACAUGACGGAAAACGGCUCUAUAUCGGAAGGUACAUCGAUAUCUGUGUGCAACUCUAAUACUAAUUCGAUGGACAAUACCACUGGCGUCACCACUACUUCGAGCGUAUCAGCCAAAUCCUGCGAGAUCUCACCCACGGAAUCCUCAUCGAAUCUAGGUGAUUAUGGUAAGUCGAUUUGUAAGUCAGACAUCUCCAAGAGUUUCGAGAACCGAUUGAUGGCUGCAGAAAAUUUAAUUAAGGAAUCAAAAUUGAAGAACUUGUCGCAGCAAUUCAAUCCGAAUCUCAGCUGUAAUUACAAAGAUAUGGACAAGUGUGACAAGGAAACUUUAAUGACCACUUCAGACCCAUUGUCGGCAGCAAAUUCCGUCACGUCCAAGAGACGCAGUUGCAUCCCGAGUCUGAGAUUACGUUCAGGUUCGUUGACCAGAGAGUCGAGCGUGAAAUCGUUCGCCGGCCCAGCUGACGUAUCGGCCGGAAACGUUAAUCAGGAAAGGUCGAUCCUAAGCAAACUUUUCAGAGGCAGUGGCAGUGGUACCGAUAAGGAAACCGAAUCGAAGGACAAUAAAAGCGAAAAAUCGAAACAACAUCGUAUCUCGCGCUUCUUGCGACCGGACUUUUUCGACACGCCGCGAGAGGAGAGUCAGUACGUGAAGGAGAAAGAAGCGCAGAAAGCGGCGGAGAAUGAGCGCCGAAAAUCGCGAUUCAUGAGGCGAAAAAGCGAGAGCAAAGAUCGUAAAGAGGAUGAUUCAAGGGACGAGAAGAUCUGCAAGGAACAGAAGAAUGAAAUAAAUACGCUGCAGAAAGAUAAACUAGGCGGUGCCGUCGUGGCCGCUUCUUCCUCUUCCUCGUUCGCCUUCGAGGACAAGACCAAUAAGGAGGACAAAGAGAGAGUCAAAGUCGAACAAGACUCGAAGAGCAGCUUUCUGCAUUCAUUGGAGAAAAAACUAGAAAGGUUGCGCUCGAAUGACGAGACGACGAGUAUGGUCGCGAAACCGACGAUAAAUGGCAGCUCGAUGAAGGAACGUGGGUUGCGCGAAUGCUCUGCACCGCCUAUCGAGUGUUCACCCGCGGACUCUGCGGGAUCGAGUUUGCUCGAGGUGAAGAAAACGCUGAGCGUGGAGAAUCUUUCGCGUCAUGAAGGAUCAAAUAAGGACGUCAAGAAUGUGCCAAGCUCAAAAGGACGCGUGACGUCAGUAUUGGGACUAUUCAAGACGAACACAGAUACGACCAAGCGAAACGCGAACGGUAGCAGUCGGACACAGAAUACAAUUAUGAGUAAAUUAAAAAGGAGCCCGCCCAAAUGCGUCAAAUCGGCCGAGUCGUCUUUAGAGGAAGAUGUAACCGGGACGAGCAAAAUACCGACAAAAUUCACUAGGACCGACAAUAAACCGACGAAAAAGCUACCGGAGAACAAGAGAUCACCGGAGAAGAUAGUGAGCGAAAUGUGCAAAAGAUCGCCGUCCAAGGAGAAAUCGAAAGAGAAGGAAUUGAUCGCUAAGGAAAGGAAACCUUUCGUGGAAAAACAAUCGAGGGAAGUUAAAAGACCCGCGCCUUCCUCGGACUCCUCGGCGUCGUCAUCCGUGGAUAGAAUGAAGCUAGACAAAGUGGAUUCGCUGAAAAAAUCGUCAGACCAAUCGUCGGAACUUUUGCGUAGAGUCGUGGACGAUAAGCACAUCCAUGUCACACCCAUUAUCAAUAAUGAAGAUAAGAAACUGAUUAAAACCAAAAGAAACAUUAAUUCUCUAGUAGGCAAAAAUGAGUCGGUCACGAAGAUCGACAAAGGCGAGGAUGUUGAUAAGAAUAAAAUUAAGAAGCUGGUUAAGUCGAAAGAAAAUGCGAGUAAAGAUGAGACCAACGAUUCUAGGAAGAAGAAAAUAGUGCGUGUCGUGAAGAAAGUCGUUAAGAAAUCCGACAGUUCCGAAAGCAAGUCUGAUGAGAAAGGAAAGUCAUCAAAGCUACUGACGAAGAAGAAAACCGUGACGACGAAGAAAGAGAAGAGUCCUGAAGGUCCGAAUGUCAUGGCGGAAGGUUCAAUCGAAGGAAAUGAUCAAACUGAUGAUCAGAUUACCGCGAAAUCAUCCUGCAUGCCUGUGAAACAGGCAGAAUCGGACCUGCCAGCGAAGUCCAGGGAUGUUAUGAAAAAUGCAAAUCAGAUAAAAACUGAUAUUAAAGGAACAGAUAAAUUCGAUGUAAACGUAUCGUCUACCGAUGUCUCGCAGGCGAAUUCCACUCUUGGGAACGCAUCGAAUUCUCAAAGCAUUUUGAGCUCUUUGCCUCCUAUAGGCUCCUCGAGUUCUACAGCUCGGAUCGAUUCGAAUUUCAAUAUCUGUCAAUCGAAGCAACAACCGUUGGAACAAUGUCGGCCGAAUAGAGCGAAUUUGAAACUCGAUCUAUCUAAGAUACCGCAACACACGUUUAGACACGCGACUCCCAAGAGAGAUUCGCCUGAAUGUAGUUCACCGAAAACGAAACCUGCCGUGUCUAUAAUCGGAUCGCCUAAAAUGGACGAUCCUGUGGCGGAGAGUGGUUCCGACAAAUUGAUGGAGCGUCUAUCCAAGAUGACGCACCACGCCAAUAUUACCGGUAACAAGAUAAUCAUCGAUAAGCCGUUACGAGCGAAAGAUGUCGCCGAGUUGAAGCGAGAGGUCACCGAAUGUGCCAGGAUCAUAGAGAAUUACGUGGAGUCGCGAGAUGAUCAUUCCAAUCAGCGAACCGUUGAUCAUACAUCCGCCUCGAACGAACCGAAAGAGAUCAAGCUGAAUCCUUCUGAAGGGAUUAAUGACGUAACUAAAGAGGUGACUAAAGAGCCACCGGAUGACUGCACCAGUGAGAUGUUUUCGCCCGAGGAACCCGAGAGUUUUGAUUCCUGGUCGAUCUGUUCGGCCGAUCUGAAUCACAAUCGCAGCGAUUUGCAUUCGCCCACAUCACCAUCGUACUCUCUGUUUAUGCGUGGCUCCGACAGCUCAGAAUCGGUGAUAGAUCGAAUACGAAGACGCAGCUUUUACUCGAGGUUCAACGAUCGUAAGAGGCCAUCCUUGACGGCGCCGCCACCGGGAGUGAACAGCGUCACUCUGCCUAGAAGGUUCAGCUUCAACAGUUCUAGAGAAAGGGAACGCGACAGAUUGUACAAUUAUGGAGUUACUAGGACGAGGGAGAAGGACAAAAAUUAUAUUUUGUACGGCGACGACGAGGUGUCCUCGAGGAAAUCGCCGGUCGAUCGAGAGAGGUAUAGCGACGCAUCGAAUGUAUCGUCAUACGGUCAUCAGACGGAUGCGAGAAUCUUCGAUCAUUACGGUAGUGGCUUACCGUCUUCCUCGCAUGACUCUUUAAGGAGAUACGUGAGGUCCCCGACGCUGGAUCUUGUCGCCUCUCGCGCCAAGUAUCAUAGCACGGACGUCAUCGCGGACAACGAUCUUGGCGGAGUCUCGUGCAAGAGUUCUCUGUCGAGAUCGUUUCUGAGUGACGGCAUGGCGGAUUCUUCUUACUAUGGUAGGAACACUUUGCCGAAGAAAUACGGCUCCACCGUUGGUGGUCUAGAACCGAAGAGCGUAGAAUAUUACGAGGAGAUUUUGUCACCGAGCAAUCCUGACUAUCUGUCUUCACGCGAUGCCUGCCGAUCACCGUUGGAUAUCUAUUUGAGCAGAUGUGAGAACGGAUGCAGUCACAAUGGCAAUUUGGAAUUACAACAGUUUAGCGCCGAUAAACCAAGAACCUACACGGAUGCGGAGAUCGUUCAAGGGAACAGUAAGUCGCUUGACAUUUAUUCGUUCAGACCGCCGACAGUAAAUAUGGAAUACGGUUGGUUCACUGCAUCGCUUAUACCCAUUUCGAAAGAUCCAAGAUUACGCUUCUCCAGAAAACAAUCGGAUUUUGUUACGAAUGAACUCUUACGUCGAAAACUGCAAAGAGGUCUUCCGGAAAAACUGUUUUCUGGCGUGCCAUAAAUGUUUGACAGACAUUUCAAACAAAUUAAAAA